Molecule: messenger RNA, 609 nt
Organism: Lolium perenne
Lineage: Eukaryota; Viridiplantae; Streptophyta; Magnoliopsida; Poales; Poaceae
Source: RefSeq, a predicted model, not a curated record
UUGCUGCCUUAAGGCGCCCAAUUUUAGUGAUCUGCUAUUCUUAGCCCACGCAUGGAGAGAUCAUCAUCCUCUUCAAAGGCCCUAUUCCUCCUCCAGUUCCUCCUGCUCUCUCAGAUUCUGGAAGCACGGAUACUAGGUGAUGCACACGACUACAAGCGCCUUGUCGCUUCGUCGGAUGGUGCAGUGUUGUCUUGGCCACACUUGAACCCGAACCUGAACCUGAAGCUGAACAUGGUCAAUGAUGACGAUAAUGAUGCACUGGACAGGCCUUCCAAGUAUACGCCGCCAGCGCCGAAGCCGGACCCGUCGCCGCACCCGGUAGCACCACCGCGUAAUUACAGUCGCCAACAACCUGAAGCUGCUGGACACCCACCGAGCCGUCCGGCCGGGGAAAAUGAUGGAUAUGCGUAUCUCCAAACGAUAUAAUGACAGUAUAAAAGUUACAUGCAGCUCCAACCACACCAGCGUGUAUGGCUUGGUGACGCUUCCGUGAAUCUUGCACAAAUUGAACCGUGUUCCUUUUUUAGGAAAACGCCACGUGUCUAUUUAUUUCUCAUCCAGCUUACUAGAGGUGGAAACACGAUUAUCGGAUAAGUAUUUCACAGUUUA